Molecule: messenger RNA, 1890 nt
Organism: Hirundo rustica (Barn swallow)
Lineage: Eukaryota; Metazoa; Chordata; Aves; Passeriformes; Hirundinidae
Gene: DECR2
Product: 2,4-dienoyl-CoA reductase 2
Exons: 9
Coding region: 7-903 (298 amino acids)
Biological process (GO): fatty acid catabolic process
Molecular function (GO): 2,4-dienoyl-CoA reductase (NADPH) activity
Source: RefSeq, a predicted model, not a curated record
CCCGCCAUGGCCGAGGCCGCCGCGGCCGCGCGGGUGCCCCCGGACGAGGACGGGGACGAGUGCCUGCCGCAGUACCGGCACCUGCUCAGCCCCGACCUGCUCGAGGGCCAGGUAGCCUUCAUCACCGGCGGCGGCUCCGGGAUCGGCUUUCGCAUCGCCGAGAUCUUCAUGAGGCACGGCUGCCGGACCGUCAUUGCCAGCAGGAGCCUGCAGCGAGUGUCCGAGGCUUCGAAAAAGCUGGUGGCAGCCACAGGGCAGCAGUGCCUGCCCCUGUCCUUGGACGUCCGACAGCCGCAGACCAUUGCGGCAGCAGUGGACGAGGCGCUGAAGGAGUUCAAGAGGAUUGACAUCCUCAUUAAUGGUGCUGCAGGGAAUUUCCUGUGCCCAGCCAGUGCCCUGUCCUUCAACGCCUUCAAGACAGUGAUGGACAUCGACACCAUGGGCACCUUCAACACCUCCAAAGUCAUCUUUGAGAAGUAUUUCCGGGACCACGGCGGGGUCAUUGUUAACAUCACGGCGACCCUGAGCUACCGAGGGCAGGCCCUGCAGGUGCACGCUGGGGCUGCCAAGGCUGCCAUAGAUGCCAUGACCCGUCACCUGGCAGUGGAGUGGGGACCCAACAACAUCCGUGUGAACAGCCUGGCGCCUGGCCCCAUCUUGGGCACCGAGGGCUUCCGACGCCUGGGUGGGAAAUUUGCUGAGAAAUCCGACCAGUUCUCCGUGAUCCCGCUGCAGCGUGCGGGGAACAAGACGGAGAUCGCGCACAGCACGCUGUACCUGGCCAGCCCCCUCUCGUCCUACGUCACCGGCACCACCCUGGUCGUGGAUGGGGGGAGCUGGCUCACGUCCCCCAACAGCUUCUCUGCCUUGCUGGGUAUUGCCUCCUCCUCUGCUAAACUCUAGGUGUGUGGGCUGCAGGAGCAGACCAACCCCGCUGAUGGACAGCCUGGGACUGACUGACUGACUGACGGACAGAUGUGACCUGGGACGCCGUGGGGGGACGUGGAGCCAGUGCCGACAGCCACAGCCUCUCCUCGGCCACUAGUGCUGGUGACACUACCUGGGGGACACAGCUCUGGGGGUCCCUACCCCCAUCCCGUGCCAUUGCUGCCUUCUGAGCUGCUGUGGCUGCAGGUGCAGACUGUGGAGGGCUGAGAUGGUCACUGUCCCUUUGUGGCUCCGUCCAAGCUGCUUUUUCGGUCUUUCCCAGGCCCCAAGCAGGCCACCAUGGAGGCCCAUCCUCUUACUCCCCUCUCCCCUGUCUGAGCCUGAGAACUGCCCAAGACCCCCAGCAGCAGCUCCUGUUUGGCAGGGGGAGCAGCUCAGCCCGCCUGUGGUCGGGGUCACCCAGCAUGGUGAGCCCAGUUGUGCCUUGGCAGCUCUUGGAGGGGAAACCCUGGCAGGGGGAGGUGGCUGUGUCCCCUAAGGUGUCCUGGGUGGGACAGGGAUGUAGCUGGGAUGUCCUGGGAGCAGAAGUGGUGUGAGGACAGAUCCCGCAGCUCUGCCUCUGCACCGCAGCACGGCAGGUGUCCAGUGGUCUGUCCACACUCAUCUGUCUGUCACACCAGUGUCACACUGUCUCCUUCUAGACACUCAUGCUGAGACUAAGUGAAGGGCUAGAACUGGAAUCCAGUCCUUGCCUCCUGCUGUCUGCAGGAGCCACAGUGUGGCUGCAUGGAUGGCACUGCUGGGGCCCUGUCCCUGGUGUGGUGCCCUGGGGGACACACACUGCUCGUGUGCAUCCUCCUGCUGCUGCUGGGAGUUCUUUAGGCUCACCCUGGAUUCCAUGAAGCUUGCUCUCCCACUUAAUUGUAUUUCCUACUUGAUUGUAGACUUGCCAGAUUUUACUCCUCCCUCCAGGCCACAAAUAAAGAACUUGCCCCCUGAGCA